Messenger RNA from Penaeus indicus, 2317 nucleotides. RefSeq lists its product as uncharacterized. The transcript is spliced from 2 exons. The record is from RefSeq and is a predicted model, not a curated record. Gene Ontology annotation, cellular component: plasma membrane. Gene Ontology annotation, molecular function: G protein-coupled receptor activity. The coding region runs from base 71 to 2158 and encodes 695 amino acids. NCBI's taxonomy places the organism in Eukaryota, Metazoa, Arthropoda, Malacostraca, Decapoda, Penaeidae. Gene Ontology annotation, biological process: G protein-coupled receptor signaling pathway.
GACAUUAAGCGGGAAGGGCGACAGCAUCCACAUCAUUUUCUGUUAUUAUUGAGGUCCAGGCUGCGUGGUGAUGCGAGUGGCCGCGAGAGGGCGGGCAGGAGGGCCUCCCCCUCUGAUGUUGGCGACAGCGUUCGCAUUGCUGGCGUCUUCGGCUCAGCUCAGUGAGAUGUCGUCCAGUAUGAGUAGAGAUUUAGCCCCGCAGCAGGAACCCAGCGACGUGUCUCCAACGGAGGAAUCGGUUCGUCUGGCUAAGGAGAAGGCAGACACCCUGUACACGCAACAAAACAGUUCAUUUGUUUUCUCUAAUCCGUUGAGCGAAUUUCCAGCCAAGGCGGAAAGGAGGAAGUCCUUGGGUUCGGGUCCAAUACAGCACCAAGGCAGGGAUAUAUGUUCACAGAAACCGAAGCUUUCUUCUUUCAAAAAAAUUCUGCAUUAUUUCAAAACGUGCUUAAACUUGAAAACUGGCAGUAUCCUCCAGUCAUGUUUCAACAAAUACCUGCAAGUUUAUGCCAGGCGUCUUCCUCCCAAGCCAAUUAUCCAUCCCAUUGGUAGGGGGAAGUCAUUGCAAAUCUUCCACCAGCGGGACUUCAUUGACGUCUGCCUCCCACUGUUCAGGCAAUAUGGUAAAUGUAAAGAGAAGAGAUACUCUACGUUUUGCGUGGAGGGUUGGACUCUCUUCCUGCACACUCGCUGGUGCCAGAGGCCCUCAGAAGAGGACAAAUACUUCGAGGUCCUCUGGGCCGUGUCCCUGAUGAAAAACGACUACGAAUGCUUUGACCACAUAUGUGAUGGCUCAUACAGGGUCAUUGUACGUGAAGUGAACGAUAUCAUCGUCCAAUUGUUACGACUUGACCAAGGACCUACUGGCAAAGCAUGUGGAUACCUUUACAAAGACGAAGAAGUUAAAGUAGCCAUUAGAAAUAGAUUGAACAUGACCAUUGUCUGGACGGCAAACCUGUUCUUCCCCAGCUGUUAUCCUUACUACCAAGUCACGUGGAUGGGGCUCCCUGAGGAGAAAGGACUCAACAGGUUCUGGGAUUACCUCCCUCUGUCGUGUCGCGUUGGAGAGAUUGUCAUGGCGACGUCGGUGGCGUUCAUAGGCGUGUCCGGAGCGAUCGGGAACCUGCUGGUGGUGACGGUGAUUCUGAGAAGCAACCACAGGAGCGAAGAGUCCAGUAUCCUCCGCACCUCGCUCGCGUUCGCGGACUUGUUUACCAGCGUCUUCGUUGUCAUCCCGGCCUUCUAUGACCAUCUGCUACCGAUCAUGGGACACCUCGAUUUCAACGAAAAAAGUGCUACUUUUUACAGUGGAAUGUCAUCUAUAGCUUCGUUAUCAUUUUAUCACCUUCAUUCAUUAUUUCACGGUUAUCGCCUGUUCCAAGGCAUAGUAUUUGGGGUGUGCUCGUUCGUGUCUCUCCUCACGCUCUUUUUGCUGAGUAUCGAGAGAUUUAUUUCAACGGGGCGCGCACAUCGCUAUCGGCAUUACUUCACGGUCCCUCGGGUCAAGAUCGCCAUCUUCUUGAUUUGGUCAGUGGCCAUCAUGGACACCCUUUUCUAUAUUUAUAACGGAGACGGUUCUUUCUCAGCUACGUGGUCGAGCUUUAGCAAGCUCUCGAUUUCGAUAUCUAAUGAGAAAGUUGGAGUGGCGUUGCGAUGGAGUUACUCCCUCCACAUAGUUGUGUUGUCGAUACUGUGCUUCUUGACUGUAGUAACUUCCUUGGUGUCAAUUGGCACCUUUGUGCAGGAACAAGCGAAGGUCGUAGCAGGUUGGAAGGAACGGAACAUGAGGGUUUCAGGUCCGUAUCAGAAGGAAAAUCGCCAGAUCCUAGCGACAAUGUGCAUUCUCACUUUCCUCUUCCUGGUGUCGACUAUUCCCUGCGGCGCGUACAUCGUCGUGAAGCUGACGGACGCCUUCUUCGUCCAGGGGGACCUUUUGCGAUACCUGGGCUGGUGGACGUUCCUCUCCGGGUGCUCAUGGAACCCUUGGGUCUACAACAUGCGGAGUCGCCGGUUCCGGCAGGAGGUCGUCGAGGUUCUGCGGGCGAUGCUUCCCCUGUGGCUGAGGAGGAGGGCGCAGCGUCCCGAGGCGGCCGAGAGGCAGAGGGAGAGGAGGAGGGCUCAGAUGAGGAUGCUGAGGAGGCUCGAACUCGUUGAUUAGAGUCUACAUUACUUUGAGGUUACGAUAGAUUAAAUUACUUCAUGGUGGAGUGAAUGGCGACUGUGGAUUGUAAUCCUGUAUAAAGUUGGAAUGCUUACUUAAACUGAAGAUGAGUAAAUAUCCUGUAACAGUAUUACAUACAAUAAAGAAAUUCUUGUA